Messenger RNA from Oncorhynchus keta (chum salmon), 21772 nucleotides. RefSeq names its product EH domain-binding protein 1-like protein 1. The transcript has 35 exons. Gene Ontology annotation, molecular function: protein binding. Lineage: Eukaryota; Metazoa; Chordata; Actinopteri; Salmoniformes; Salmonidae. The record is from RefSeq and is a predicted model, not a curated record. The coding region runs from base 171 to 19919 and encodes 6582 amino acids.
CACCAGUCAGACUGUUGAACAGUGAGUGAACAUUGACGGUCUUUCUUUCGCAGCAAACGCAAGUGCUGCGGCAACAGACUGGUGUUUCCCCAAGCAGUGAGGGCAGAGGGGAACUGUGGAGAGGAUUGAAACCAAUGUCCCUUGAGAAAAUAACAUUAUAGUCUCCAAACAUGACUUCAGUUUGGAAGAGACUUCAGCGUGUCGGCAAGAAAGCAUCGAAAUUCCAGUUUGCGGCGACUUUUCAAGAACUGACGGUAGAAUGCACGAAGAAAUGGCAACCAGACAAACUGAGAGUGGUAUGGACCAGGAGAAACAGACGAAACUGCACCAAGCUGCAUGGAUGGCAGCCGGGCAUCAAGAACCCCUACAGGGGCACGGUGGUAUGGCAGGUGCCCGAAAACCUGGACAUCAAUGUCACCCUUUUCAAGGAGCCGACUGCAGACGAAUUUGAAGACAAGGACUGGACGUUCAUCAUUGAGAAUGAGACUAACAAGGGCCACAGGAAGGUGCUGGCAUCGGUGGACGUCAACAUGAAGAGGUUUGCCAGCGCCACGCCUGCCCAGUACGACCUGACGCUGAAGCUCAAGCCUCUGUCGGUGAAGGUGGUGGAGGCCACGCUCAAACUGACCUUGACCUGCGUCUUCCUCAAAGAGGGCAAGGCCACAGAUGAGGACAUGCAGAGUCUGGCCAGUCUGAUGAGCCUGAAGCAGAGUGACAUCGGCAACCUGGAUGACUUCAACGAUAGUGACGAGGAAGAGGGCGGAAGAAGAGCCAGCAUCGGAGCCAGCUUGGGAGCCGCAACUCCCGUCACAGCCUCCACAAGAAGAAUACGUGAUCAGGCAUGGAGACCUGUGAUUGACCCAGAGGCCACAGCUGCCAGUAAGAUGGAUUGGAGUAGCUCAUCUGGCACUGUGUCUACCAUCUCACUUCUGUCACGCCCCCCUCUGCCCGUACCCCUCGACCCCUCCGCCCUGCCUCCCGCCCCUGCCGCCCACUCCCGACUCACCACUGGCCCCGCGGGCACCGCUCAGCAGCCACGACCCUCCCCCUAUGCCUACCAAGUGCCAGCCUUUGUCCGCGCCCACCCACCUGCACUGCCCAAAAUCUUCCAGCCCGCUGCUGGCUCAGUGCCCAUAUCUGUAGGCCGGAGGCCAUGUGGCUUCCAGACUGACCCGGCCAUUGACCCUGCCAGUCUUGCAGAGGGCCGUGUGGCCCCUGGUCUCCCCACCUUCUCUCCAUCAAGACCCCUCUCAGCCUCCUUCACUGGGCCUUCCUCCUCUUCCACCUCUCCUCUCUCCUCUUCACCCUCUGCCCCAUCUUCUUUUCCACCUCCCUCUUUCUCUGAUAUUCCACAGACAGCCACCUAUGCUGCUGCUCGCACCAGUGCUUGGAGACCCCAGAGCGUCCCCUCCUUCUCAUCCUCCUCCUUCUCUUCCACCACUAUCGGCACCUCCCCUCCUACUUCCCAGCCCCUUCCUGUCCCCUGUCGGCCCAAAGCAUACAUCACCUCCCUGGCAGAGCCGGGCUCUGCCCUCACUAGGCCUACCAGCCUGCCCUCAGCCCCUGAGACAGUACCCUGGCAGAGUGAAUGGAGACCGCCCAAAUCCCAGGCCCCUCUGGCCCAGCCAGCCCUCUCCCCCAAAUUUCUGCGCCCCUCUCCCCCUGACCCAGUGGAGCCUGUGACCCUAGAGCAGACAAAGCGGACCAUGGAGACACCAUUCCCCCCUGCUGCGCUCCAGACUGCAGAAUGGAUGCACCAGGUGGUUCCCACCAUGGUCCACCCCAAUUUUAAGAGGCUGGUCUCCCCUCCUCUGGAGCUCCCCCACUCACCCUUUCCUCUCACCCCCUAUCCUGUUCCUUCUCCUGUGCUCUCUGCUGGCUCUCAGACUCAAGUCCCCACUGCCCCCCUCCCAGCACCAGUCACUACUCCCCAAGAGACAGAGUUUCAGAGGCAGUUGAGCACUCUGACAGAGGAGGAAUACACCACUGCCACAAGUCCCACCCGCACUGCUGGAAUGAUCAGUAUUGUCAAUCAGAGGCCAGACCCGUCAACAUCCUCACUUGACCCAUUGGCUAAGCCCUUUGAGACAAGAGCUUAUGCGAGAAGUUGGGGGGCGGACUCAAUGUUUGGAAUGGAGUUUGUCCAGGGAACGGCAGGACCUGAGAGCAUGACCCCUCUCCUGCCCUUUAGCCCCCGAGCACCCUCUGUUCCGGGGCUCCAAUAUUUUGAGAUGCCAAAACCGAUUGCAAAAAGUCAGGCAGAGGAGAGGUCAAUCAGGGCACUACCAGUUCCAACACCCCAGCAACCUCUCCCUUUUGCAUCCAUGCAAAGGCCUGGCUUACCUGAGCCCACAGUCACAUCCAUGAAGUCACUUGACAGAACGAGGAGUCACUUGAACAAGAUGUCCAUGCAGAUAGGGACACCGUUAGCCAAACCAGAGCCUGAACAGAUUGUGACAGUAACCAGUGGGCAGCAGAGGAUGACGGCCCCGCCCUCCCACCUCACUGAGUUGCAGACCACACGGCCGUACAGAGUGUCGCAGAGGGGUCUGCCAAAGGAGAAAGACCCAAAGAAAGAGCAGGGGCAGACACUGGUCCCUAAGAAAGAUGCUCCUAAAUAUUUUCCCAAAACAACAAGAGGUUCAAGAUGUUCAAAAGAACAAGGGGUACCCAUGGAUUGGGGAACUAAAAGUAUGGCUGCCUCGCUGCCAUCUUGUCCAAAAGUGUCCAGUUACCCUGGUUUCCCAUCCACAUUGAUUAGGAACAGAUAUAAGGCCCGACCCGAAGAAUGGCCCAUUGAUAAGAGUCCAUUAUGGGAGAAGCCCCUGAAAGGAACACCAAUUAUCACCCCUGCCCCUGAAACAUCGGAUGAGGACCAGAAAGUAAUGGAAAGUAUGGCUUCCAUGUUGCCAAGUUGUCCAAGGGUAGCCAGUGUUCCUGGGUUCCCCUCAGCACCUCCACCCAAAACAGAAAGACCAGCACCUCCACCCAAAACAGAAAGACCUGCACCACCACCCAAAACAGAAAGACCAGCACCACCACCCAAAACACAAACGGAACCAAGUUUGGUGAAUCUAGUGCCAACUUGCACAAGCGUAUCCAGUGCACCUUGUUUGGCCUCCAGGAAACCAAAGGAGACUGAAGGGGCAGAGGCUGUAGGUUGGAGGGAGGAUAAAAAGCUGAAAUGGGAGAGACCACAUGAUGAGAAGACGGUUAUUGAGCUUUCGUCGUCAAUUGCUUUAGACCAAGUGUAUGGAGACAAAGAAAUGUUGAAACGUAUGGUAGUGCUUGUCCCAUUUUGUCCAAGUCAGAGUACUAUUCCUGGUUUUCAAUCUGUUCCAAGGCCCAAAGCUCAGGUUGUGCCAAGCAUGGUUAACAUAAUGCCAUCUUGCCCAAGGGUAUCUAGAGUUCCUGGACUGCCAACCAUAGACCCGGCAAAGACAGCCGACUGGCCAGUAGAUACAAAGGCUCUGUUUAAUAAGUUACCUAAAGAAGUAGAAUUAUUGAUGGUCCGUUUAGAGGACGUUGGCACAGUUUAUAAUGAUAGUGAAAAGGUCAAGAAAAUGGUGGAUCUUAAACCAUCCUGCCCCAAAACAGCCAGUAUUCCUGGCUUCCCAUCUGAAACAAUGCAAGAGCCUACUAAAUUGUCCAAUGUUGGGACAAGAAAGUUUUCUGAAUCUGAACUGAAUAUGGUUAACCUUCUGCCUACAUGCCCUUUAAUGGCCAGAGUUUCUGGUUUACCCUCUAAACUGCCAAUUAAGUCAGAUAAUGUUGACUGGCAUGCUAACAGUAGGCCUAUUUUGGAGAGACCAUUGAAGAACAGAGCACUUUCUGUAGCGCAGGAAAUGCAACAAAAGGACAAAGAACUUACCAAAAAUAUGGUAGAUAUGUUACCAUCUUGCCCGAAUAAGGCCAGGAUUCCAGGUUUUCCCUCUGCAUCUAGGCAGAAGCUAGUAGACACACCAAGUAUGACCAGUCUUCUGUCUACAUGCCCUAGACUUUCUACGGUUUCUGGUUUACCCUCCAAACAGCCAAUCAGUUCUAGAGAUGCUGAUUGGCUUGUGGACAGAAAGCCACUGUGGGAAAAGCCAUUGAGGAAAAUAGAUGUGAUGAUUCAACCAAUUUCUUCCACUCUUACCAUUGCAUAUAAAGACAAAAUGAUGUUGAAAUAUAUGGUAGCCAUGUUACCAUCGUGCCCAAGGAAGGCCAGUAUUCCUGGCUUUCCUUCAAAACUGAAGCAGAGGCUAGGAUCCCCAAGAAUGAUCAUGAAGUAUGAUCUUCUUCCUACUUGCCCUAAACUUUCCAAAGUUUCUGGUUUACCCUCUAGACAUCCAACUGAGUCAGAACCUGACUACUGGCAUGCUAUCAGAUGGCCAAUAAUAGAAAAGCCAUUGAGGAAAACAGUUGAGCUGAUCCCUUCACUUUCUGUAGCACAUGCAACGUCAUAUGAGCACAAUGAACUUGUGGUUCCUCUCUUACCAUCUUGCCUGGAAAAGGCUGGUGUAGAAUCUAUGCCAAGUCAAGAGUCAAAUAUCCUCAGUCUUCAUCCUACUUGCCAUAAACUUCCCAGAGUACCUGGUUUACCCUCUAGACUUCCAAACAAUUCAGAUGAUAUUGACUGGAAAGUGGACUGCAGUCCACUGUGGGAGAAGCCAUUGAAGAAAAGAGAAGGACCUUUUUUACAAGAUCAGGAAAUGGCAUUCAAAGACACUGAAAUUCUGAAAGACAUGGUAGCCAUGUUGACAACUUGCCCAAGGAAGGCUAGUAUUCCUGGCUUCCCAUCUGCACCAAGGCAAGAGCCAAGUAUGGUUAACAUAAUGCUUACUUGUUCAAGGGUAUCUAAAGUUCCUGGAUUGGCAACUAUAGAACAGACACAAAUAGUAGAAUUACCAGUUGACAAAAAGUCACUGUCACCCAGAGAAUGGCCUGAUGAAUCAAUGUUCCAUUUGGAGAAUGAUGGCAGAGUCGAUCAUAAUAGUGAAGUGGUCACAAACAUGGCAGCUCUGAAACCAUCCUGCCCAAACGCAGCCAGUAUUCCUGGCAUCGCCUCAGCAUUAAGGUAUGAACCAAGCAUGGUUAACCUUCUGCCUACUUGCCCUAGAUUGGCCAGAAUUUCUGGUUUACCCUCCAAACACCCAACAAUGUCUAGACAUGAAAAUUGGAUUGUGGACAGAAUGCCAAUCUGGGAGAAGACAUUGAGGGAAUUGGAUGUAACGAUUCAUCAAAUUUAUCCAGCUCAUGAAACAUAUAUGGUAAAACAUAUGGUAGCUAUGGUACCAUCUUGCCCCAGGAAGGCCAGUAUUCCUGGCUUCCCUUCUGCACCAAUGCAGGAGCCAAAUAUGGUUAACCUUCUGCCUACUUGCCCUAGUCUGGCUAGAAUUUCUGGUUUACCCUCCAAACAGCCAAAUAAGUCUGCAAAUGUUGAGUGGCAUGCUAACAGCAGGCCACUCUUGGAGAGACCAUUGAGGAAGAGAACAGCAUGUCUAAUGCAGGAAAUGCCACACAAGGACAAUGAGCUAAUGAAAAAUAUGGUGGCCAUGUUACCAUCUUGCCCAAGGAAGGCUAGUGUUCCUGGCUUUCCAUCUGCACCAAGGCAAGAGCCAAGUAUGGUUAACAUAAUGCCAAAUUGUCCAAGGGUAUCUAGCGUUCCUGGAUUGGCAGCUAUCGAACAGACACAAACAGUAGAGUGGCCAGUUGAUAAAGAGUUACUGUUGCCAUCUAGAGAAAGGCCAGAAGAAUCAAAGUUCCAUUUGGACGAUAUUGACACAGUCUAUCAUGAUAUGGAAAUUGUGAAAAAAAUGGUAGCUUUGUCACCAUCCUGCCCCUGGAAGGCCAGUAUACCUGGCUUCCCCUCUGCACCACAGUCGAAGCUAGAAGACACACAAAGUAUGAUCAGUCUUCUGACUACUUGCCCUAAACUUUCUAAGGUUUCUGGUUUACCCUCUAUAGAGCGAAUCAGGUCUAGAGAUGAAUAUUGGCUUGUGGACAGAGUGCCACUAUGGGCGAAGCCGUUGAGGGAAAGGGGUGUGCGAAUUCUAGACAUUUCUCCAGCUCAUGAUAAAGAUCUGAAACAUAUGGUAGCUAUGGUACCAUCUUGCCCCAGGAGAACCAAUGUACCUGGCUUCCCUUCUGCACCAAGGCAGAGAUCAGUAGAAACCCCAAGUAUGGUGAAUCUUGUGCCUACUUGCCCAAAGGUAUCGACUGUUUCUGGAUUGCCAGCUUUGGAUCUGAAUCAGGCACCAGAUUGGUCAGUAGAUAAAGAUUAUUUGAACAUUUCACCAAGAAAAAUGUCAGGAUUAUUCGAUAAUGUUGGCACAGUCUAUAAUGAUAGUGAAAUGGCCAGCACCAUGCUUGCUCUUACACCAUCCUGCCCAAGAGCAGCCAGUAUUCCUGGCUUCCCCUCUGCACCGAGGCAAGAGCCAAUUAUGAUGAACCUUCUGCCUACUUGUCCUAGAUUUUCCAGAGUUUUUGGUUUACCUUCUAGACAUCUGCAUAAGUCUGAAAAUGUUGUCUGGCAUGCUAACUGGAUAACACUUUUGGAGAGGCCAUUUAAGAAAAGAACAGUUUCUUUGGUACAGGCAAUGCCACAUGACAACAAAGACGCUACAAAUAACAUGGUAGAUAUGUUACUAUCUUGCCCGAAGAAGGCCAGGAUUCCUGGUUUUCCCUCUGCACCACAUCCCAAAGCUGAGGUAGAUCUUAGUAUGUUGAGUCUUGUUUCUGCUUGCCCAAAAGUUUCCAGUCUCCCGGGUUUCGCAUCCAUUGAAGGGCCUACAACAUUAGAGUGGCUUGUUGACCCCAAGCCUAUGUUUGAACACUUGCAAAAGAAGGAAGAGGAAGAAGACAUUUUUCCAAAAGACCGACCAAAAGAAGACACUGAAAAAAUGAAAGCAAUGGUUGCUUUGGUGCCAUGUUGCCCAGUAGCAUCCAUGAUUCCUGGUUUCCCUUCUGCACCACGCAAAAAGGCUGAGGAGACACCAAGUAUGAUGCAUAUUGUUCCAUCCUGCCCUAAAACUUCUAGUCUCCCAGGUUUUCCAUCCAUUGAGGGGAAUAGGGAAACAGGGUGGGUAGUUGAUGAGAGGCCAUUUUACAAGAGACCACCAAAGGAGAGGAAAGUCAUUUUUGACAGCUCAAAAGCAGACAAAGAGGAAAUGAAAAUCAACAUUCCUUUGAGGCAAUCAUGCCCUCAUGCUGCUCGGAUCCCUGGCUUCCCAUCUGCACCACAACCCAAUAGGUUGAGUCUUGUUCCCAUGUUCCCUAACGUUUCCAGCCUACCGGGUCUCGCAUCCACUGAGGGGGUUACAGCGUUAGAGUGGUUUGUUGACCCCAAGCCUAUGUUUGACCACAAGGAAGAUGUUUUUCCAAAAGACGGAUCACAGCAAGACAUUGACAAAAUGAAAGCAAUAUUUGCUUUGAUGCCAUCUUGUCCUGAAGGAUCUAUGAAUCCAGGCUUUCCCUCUAUACCUGCGAAGAAGUUUGCAGACACACCAAGCAUGAUCAGUCUUCUGCAGACUUGCCCUAAAGUUUCUAAAGUUUCUGGCUUACCUUCAAGACUUCCUAUCAAUUCAGAUAAAGAUGGCUGGUGUGCAGACAAGAGGCCACUGUGGGAGAGGCCGUUAAAUAAUAGAGGCACACUAUCCUUUUGUCCAGUGCAAACAUUAUCAUUCAAAGAGAGAGCGAUGAUUACAAUUAUGGUGUCUAUGUUACCACCUUGCCCAAUAAAAGCCACCAUUCCAGGCUUUCCCUCAUCGUCACGGCACAAGUCGGAUAGGGCUCAUGUUAAGGUGAUCCCAAGCAUGGUAUGUCUAUGGCCUACCUGCCCGAAAUAUUCAAGGGCUUCAGGUUUCCCCUCAAGACGUCCAUCCAAGGCAGGACAUGAUGGCUGGCAUGUUGACAGGGAGACAUUUUGGGUUAAAUCUUUGAGGAAAGGAGAGGGACUUAAUCUCCAGAUUUCUCCAGUUGACGAUAUGUCAUUCAGAGACAGAGAAAUAAUGACAAGUAUGGUACCAUCAUGCCCAGCCAAAGCCACCCUUCCUGGCUUCCCAUCGGCUCCACAAGCCAAAGCCUCUCACGUUGAAGUAGAAAAAGAGCCAUGCAUGACUUCCCUUUUCCCAUCUUGUCCGGAAGUGUCUCGUAUCAUUGGUUUUCCUUCAAGAGAAUUGAUCAUGUUGGAUGAUGGUUAUGUAGAGGGCUGGCCGAUGGUCAAGAGUGUAGUCUGGGAGAAAUCACUGACGAGGGUUACUAAUACUCUGGAAUGCUCUCCAUUUGAGGGAGACUGUUGUUACAGAGACAAAGUCAUGAUAAAGGCAAUGUUAUCUCUUAUACCAUCAUGUCCAUGUUUUGCUUUGAAUCCAGGUUUCCCAUCUCUUCAGAUUUGUCCAUCUGAGGAAAUGUCAUUUAGAGACAGAGAAAUAUUGACAAGUAUUUUGCUGUCAUGCCCAGCAGAAGCCACCCUUACUAACUUCCCAUCGGGUCCACGAGCAAAAGAUGCUCAUGUUGAAGCCGGGAAAAAGCCAUGCAUGACUAAUCUUUCCCCAUCUUGCCCGGAAGUUUCUAGUAUAAUUGGUUUCCCUUCAAGACAGUCAGUCAUGUCUGAUCACGCUUAUGUAGAGGGCUGGCCGACAGUCAAGAGUGUACUCUGGGAGACACCACCAACGAGGGUUGCUAAUACUCUGGAGACUCUGGAAUGCUCUCCAUUUGAGGGAGACUGUUGUUACAGAGACACACGCAUGACGAGGCUCUCUGUGACUGUACUUUCAUCACCAGUUAUGAGUAGAUUAAAAGAUGACAAAGAGUUUGACAGACAUAUGAUGGCCCUGGAGCCAACAUGUCCAGAAGAAGCCAAAAUACCUGGUUUCCCCUCUGCCCCAAGACCCAAGACAAAGCAAUACAUCACUGCUACAGUUAAAUCAUCAUGCUCCAAUGUUGCCAAAGUCUCUGGCUUUCCCUUUUUACAACCAGAGAAAGUAGAUAAGGUUUUAGUAGAGAACUGGGCUGUGGAAGAUGGACCAUUAUGGCAGCAAACACAGAAAGAGAUUCCAGCUAUUGGAGUCAGUAGAUCAGAUGAUGCUAAAGGAAUGGCAGCUGUGCUACUAUCUUGCCCAAAAGACGCUAGUAUACAUGGCUUUCCAUCAGCACCAUGGCCUAUAGAAGAACAAGAGCCAAACAUGCCCAGUCUUUUGUUAACUUGCCCAAUGGUUACACAUGUCCAAGGGAUUCCAUCCACAAAGACGCAAAAUCAAGAGGAUCCUCCAAUUCAUCAGUGUCCUGUGGAGGAGAAGCCAUUUUUGGAAAAGUCACUGAAAGAGAAAACAGUGCAGUCUCUGGCUCCCACUCAUGAUGAAUUGGAGAAGGGAAUGGUGUCUAUGUUGCCAUCUUGCCCAAGUGAGGCCAUUGACCCUGGCUUUCCAUCGACACGUUGUCAAACGCCUCUCGACAGUGAUUCGUCUAUAAGUCAACAGUCAAGUCGAGGUGAAAGAAUGGAAUGGGCAGAGGAGAUAUAUGACUGCAAGGAGGGCCACACAGAGCAUAGCCACAAACCCAAACGAAUCGAAUCAGUGGUGAAUGAGAACAAACAAGAAUUUAAACAUGGCUCAGUUUUGGAGAGGCUCAAGGAAGAGGGUGUCAUUCAGACCAGAUAUGAGGCGCAAGAAGUGGGCAUUCUAGAAAGAGGACACUUGCACUGCCGAAUGUGGCACUCCAUUCCUACAGACAUGCCAUUGUUCUUGACUGUCAGAGAGAGCCCUUCGUGUCAGUCUCCCGCUCAAGGGGGACAGCCAUUACCGUAUGGGAUGGGAGCAGCUGUUGACAAUGAGCCAAAAGACAUUUCACACAGCCAGAUGGCGUGUGAGGUUGUGGCACUAGUAGAGUAUCAAGUUGUAGAAGACUUGGACAUGAUAUGUGAGGAAGAAGCGGUAGAAGAAGUCGCAGAGUCAGUCUCUGGAAUAGAGCAUUCUGAGAAGGAAGAGGUUACUGUGGCUAGGCAGGUGAAAGUUUAUGAGAUGCGACCUCAAAAUAUGGCUUCAUCAUCACCAAGAGUUGCCAGUGCACCAGGGUUUCCAUCCACUCAGGCGUCCUUUUCAGAGGCUCAAUUGGAAGACUGCCCAGUGGACACGAGCAUAUUAUGGGAGAAACCAACAAAGGACGGUCCACAGCUGGCCAUGGAUAGAUCAAAAGAGGAGAGAGACAUGGUGAGAUUUAUGGCAGAUAUAGUCCCAUCUUGCCCAAGAACUGCCAGCAUUCCAGGCUUUCCGUCUACACAUCUGUCCAAAGAAGUCGAGGUAGAGAGGGAACCUAACAUGGCAGAUCUAUUGCCAAGAGUGGCUGGCACACUCAUAUUCCCUUCUCUUGAAAGUCAGGUAGAGGAGUGUACAGUCAACACUGAGGCAAUUUGUGAGAAGACAGUGAAGGGGAAAGAAGGGGUGACCAUUAGGUCCAGUCCACAUUUGGACAGAUUACAAGAAGAGCUAAUGAAACACAUGGUGACUGUGGCGCUAUCGUGCCCUACUGCAGAAAGUAUUCCCGGCUUCCCCUCUGCACCACACCCCAAAGCUGAGGUAGAUCUAAGUAUGUUGAGUCUUGUGCCCGCUUGUCCUAAAGUAUCCAGUCUCCCGGGUUUCGCAUCCACUGAGGGGGCUGCAACAUUAGAGUGGCUUGUUGACCCGAAGCAUAUGUUUGAGCACUUGGAGAAAAAGAAGAAGAAAGAAGAAGAAACUGUUUUUCCAAAGGACAGAUCAAAAGAAGAGAGUGAAAAAAGGAAAGCAAUGGUUGCUUUGAUGCCAUGUUGCCCAAAACCAUCCCCGAUUCCUGGUUUCCCCUCUGCACCACAUCCAGAAGCUGAAGUGGGGACAAGUAGUGUGAAUCUUGUUCCCUCCUGCCCUAAAGUUUCUAGUCUCCCUGGUUUUCCAUCCAUUGAGAAGGAUAGGGAAGCAGGGUGGGUUGUUGAUCAGAGCUCAUUGUUCAAGAUACCGUUAAAGGAUAGGAAAGUCAUUAUUGACAGCUUAAAGGUAGACAAAGAAGAAAUUAAAACCAACUUUUCAAUGCGGCCUUCGUGUCCUGACGCUGCAAGGAUCCCUGGCUUCCCGUCUGCACCACAACCCAAUAUGUUGAGUCUUCCCACUUUCCCUGAAGCUUCCUGUCUCCCUGGUUUCACAUCUACUGAGGGGAUUACAACAUUAGAGUGGCUUGUUGACCCCAAGCCUAUGUUUGAGCACUUGCAGAAGAGUAAGAAAGAAGUUUUUCCAAAAGACAAAUUUAGGAAGGAAGACAUUGAAAAAAUGAAAGCAAAGGUUGCAUUGGUGCCAUGUUACCCAGAAGCAUCCAUGAUUCCUGGCUUCCCCUCUGUACCGCAACCCCAAGAGAUAUAUUUUGAGCCAACUAUACUCAGCCUUCUUUCAUUGUGUCCAAAAGUCUCCAGUAUUGCAGGUUUCCCAUCCCGUCAGCAAACUGACAGAAAAGAUUGGCACACAGAUCUGCCCCAGGAUCAUCAGCCAUUUUGGGAGAAGCAAAUGAAGAUGAACCCAGUUUUGAAAAUGGAAAGGUCAGAAAAAGAACAAGCCAAGACGAAAGGAAUGGUGGCUCUGGUACCAUCUUGUCCCAAAGUGGCUCGCACUCCUGGUUUCCCAUCUGUAUCACAACCCAAAGAGAUAUAUUAUGGGCCAAGUAUUGUCAGUCUAUCAUGUCCAAAAGUCUCUAGUAUUGCCGGUUUCCCAUCCCGUCAGCAAACUGACAGAAAAGAUUGGCACACAGAUCUGCCCGAGGAUCAUCUGCCAUUAUGGGAGAAGCAAAUGAAGGUGAAGCCUGUUGUUAUAAUGGAAAGAUCAGAAAUAUACAAAGAAAGUAUGAAAGGAAUAGUGGCUCUGGUUCCAUCCUGUCCAAAAAUGUCUCUGGUGCCUGGUUUCCCAUCUGUACCGCAACCCGAAGAGGUCUAUUAUGGGCCAAGUAUGAUCCAUCUAUCAUGUCCAAAAGUCUCCAGUAUUGCAGGUUUCCCAUCCCGUCAGCGAACUGACAGCAAAGAUUGGCACACAGAUCUGCCUGAGGAUCAUCAGCCAUUAUGGGAGAAGCAAAUGAAGAAGAAGAUGAUGUUAUUGAUGGAAAUAUCAGAAAAACAGAAACAAGAUAUGAAUGAAAUGUUGGCUCUGGUACCAUCUUGUCCGAAAGUGGCUCGUAUCCCUGGUUUCCCAUCUGUACCACAACCCAAAGUAGUAUAUUAUGGGCCAAGUAUUGUCAACCUUCUUCCAUUGUGUCCAAAAGUCUCCAGUAUGGCAGGUUUUCCAUCCCGUCAGCGAACUGACAGCAAAGAUUGGCACACAGAUCUGCCCGAGGAUCAUCUGCCAUUAUGGGAGAAGCAAAUGAAGGUGAAGCCUGUUGUUAUAAUGGAAAGAUCAGAAAUAUACAAAGAAAGUAUGAAAGGAAUAGUGGCUCUGGUUCCAUCCUGUCCAAAAAUGUCUCUGGUGCCUGGUUUCCCAUCUGUACCGCAACCCGAAGAGGUCUAUUAUGGGCCAAGUAUGAUCCAUCUAUCAUGUCCAAAAGUCUCCAGUAUUGCAGGUUUCCCAUCCCGUCAGCGAACUGACAGCAAAGAUUGGCACACAGAUCUGCCUGAGGAUCAUCAGCCAUUAUGGGAGAAGCAAAUGAAGAAGAAGAUGAUGUUAUUGAUGGAAAUAUCAGAAAAACAGAAACAAGGUAUGAAUGAAAUGUUGGCUCUGGUACCAUCUUGUCCGAAAGUGGCUCGUAUCCCUGGUUUCCCAUCUGUACCACAACCCAAAGUAGUAUAUUAUGGGCCAAGUAUUGUCAACCUUCUUCCAUUGUGUCCAAAAGUCUCCAGUAUGGCAGGUUUUCCAUCCCGUCAGCGAACUGACAGCAAAGAUUGGCACACAGAUCUGCCUGAGGAUCAUCAGCCAUUAUGGGAGAAGCAAAUGAAGGUGAAGCCUGUUGUUAUAAUGGAAAGAUCAGAAAUAGACAAAGAAAGUAUGAAAGGAAUAGUGGCUCUGGUUCCAUCCUGUCCAAAAAUGUCUCUGGUGCCUGGUUUCCCAUCUGUACCGCAACCCAAAGAGGUCUAUUAUGGGCCAAGUAUGAUCCAUCUAUCAUGUCCAAAAGUCUCCGGUAUUGCCGGUUUCACAUCCCGUCAGCAAACUGACAGAAAAGAUUGGCACACAGAUCUGCCUGAGGAUCAUCAGCCAUUAUGGGAGAAGCAAAGGAAGGUGAAGCCUGUUGUUAUAAUGGAAAGAUCAGAAAUAGACAAAGAAAGUAUGAAAGGAAUAGUGGCUCUGGUUCCAUCCUGUCCAAAAAUGUCUUUGGUGCCUGGUUUCCCAUCUGUACCGCAACCCAAAGAGGUCUAUUAUGGGCCAAGUAUUGUCAACCUUCUGCCAUUGUGUCCAAAAGUCUCCAGUAUUGCAGGUUUCCCAUCCCGUCAGCGAACUGACAGCAAAGAUUGGCACACAGAUCUGCCUGAGGAUCAUCAGCCAUUAUGGGAGAAGCAAAUGAAGAAGAAGAUGAUGUUAUUGAUGGAAAUAUCAGAAAAACAGAAACAAGAUAUGAAUGAAAUGUUGGCUCUGGUACCAUCUUGUCCGAAAGUGGCUCGUAUCCCUGGUUUCCCAUCUGUACCACAACCCAAAGUAGUAUAUUAUGGGCCAAGUAUGAUCCGUCUAACAUGUCCAAAAGUCUCCAGUAUUGCCGGUUUCCCAUCCCGUCAGCGAACUGACAGCAAAGAUUGGCACACAGAUCUGCCUGAGGAUCAUCAGCCAUUAUGGGAGAAGCAAAUGAAGGUGAAGCCUGUUGUUAUAAUGGAAAGAUCAGAAAUAGACAAAGAAAGUAUGAAAGGAAUAGUGGCUCUGGUUCCAUCCUGUCCAAAAAUGUCUCUGGUGCCUGGUUUCCCAUCUGUACCGCAACCCAAAGAGGUCUAUUAUGGGCCAAGUAUUGUCAACCUUCUGCCAUUGUGUCCAAAAGUCUCCAGUAUUGCAGGUUUCCCAUCCCGUCAGCGAACUGACAAACAUUAUUGGCACACAGAUCUGCCUGAGGAUCAUCAGCCAUUAUGGGAGAAGCACAUGGAGGUGAAGCCAGUUGUGAUAACGGAAAGAUCAGAAAUAGACAAAGCCGAGAUGAAAGGAAUAGUAUCUCUGGUACCAUCUUGUCCGAAAGUGGCUCGUACCCCUGGUUUCCCAUCUGUACCACAACCCAAAGAGGUAUAUUAUGGACCAAGUAUCAUCUGUCUUUCAUGUCCAAAUGUCUCCAGUAUUGCAGGUUUCCCAUCCAAACAGCAAACUGAAGGAAAAGAUUGGCACACAGCUCCACCCAAGGAGCAUCAACUAUUAUGGGAGAAGCAAAUGAAGAAGCUGAUUUUAUUAAUGGAAAUAUCAGAAAAAGACAAACAAGAAAUGAAAGGAAUGGUGGAUCUGGUACCAUCAUGCCCUACUGCAGCAAGUAUUCCUGGCUUCCCCUCUGCACCACAUCCCAAAGCUGAGGUAGAUAUAAGUAUGUUGAGUCUUAUGACCACUUUCCCUAAAGUUUCCAGUCUCCCUGGUUUUGCAUCCACUGAGGGGGCUACAUAUUUAGACCCCAAGCCUAUGUUUGAGCUCUUGAAGAAGAAAGAAGAAAACAUUCUCCCAGAAGACGGAUCAAAAGACAUUGACAAAACAAGAGCAAUGGUUGCUUUGGUGCCAUGUUGCACAGAAGCAGCCGGGAUUCCUAGCUUCCCCUCUGCACCACAACCUAAGAAGGAAGUAAAUAGUGUGGAUUUCACACAAUCGUGCCCCAAAAUCUCCAGUCUACCAGGUUUGCCAACUACAGCCAAAGUCCCGACAGGAAAUUCGCAGGUUGAACAGAAGCAUCUGUUUGAGAAGACACUGAAAGAUGAGACCAUAAGAAUCCAAGAUAGGUCAGCAGAAUUCAAAGGAAAUAUGAAAAAUAUAGUGGCACGUGAGAGUCUCACUCCUGGGUUCCUGUCCUUACCACAACCUAAAGCAAUGGAAGAACAAACCAUGUCUGCUCUACACCCAUCUUGUACAAAUGAAUCUACAAUAGCUGGAUUACCUUCUAGACAGCCAAUUGAAUUAGCUCUGGCCCGGGGAGAAGAAUCUGUGAGUUCUAUGCAGCCAUUGUAUGAAAAACCCUUGAAGGAUAGGUCAGAGGAUACUGUACUUCCCAAGCCUGACCUAGGCAGUGCAGUUGGAGAUGAAGGCCUUAAAACUAUGGUUGCACUGGCACCAUCUUGCCCCGAGGCAGCAAGCGUUCCUGGUUUUCCAUCUGUGCCCCCUCACAGUCCAGAGUCUGUAGAGGCACAUGAGACAGGUAUGCAGACAAAGGAGAAAGAGGUUGCUGGAGAACCAGCAGAGUAUGUUCUAGAUAAGGGUGUCCUCAGCAGCCCACAAAUAGAGAAGUCCACACCUGAGGAGAUCCCAAAGCCCUCAGCAGUGUCAGAACCAGAGCUAGUCUUGGGGUGGGAGGUGCUGGAGGCUGAUGGUUCUGUGGCAGAGAAGCCAGAGGAGGCCUCUGGCCUUCUACAGAAUAUUGUUGAUGUCUUCUCCAGAGGUUAUGAAACAGUAGCAGCCAUUUUGGGUCCGUCUGGUUCACCUCCAACAGAAGAUGUAGACAGUGGUGUUGCGGAUCCAGAGGACCGUGCAGUCCCAUCAGAGAGCUCCUCUGAUCCUGUCCCAGAUAUAUCUAUCCUUGUUCAGGAAGCAGUGUCUGGAGAGGCACCGCAUGUUGAGGGUGAAACCAAUCCAACUAUAGAGCUCCCAACCACACCUGAGCCAUCCUUGUUGACGGUGGAAGACAAGCAAUCCAACUCUCCAUCGGCAGUGAGACAAGACCGUGAGGAUGGGUUCAUUGGAGUCGAAGGCCCAAGCAGUAUGAGAAAAUGGCCGCCGUUGACGGAGGCUGACCUUACUGAGAUCUCCAGAGGAGAGUUUGUGGUAACUGGGGAAGAAGAGGUUACCCUUGACUCGUGGGCACAAAUAGGGGAGAAGACAACAUUCAAAGUGCAGGAUGAUGUUGAAGUUUUUUCAGCAAGGUCACCUAUCAAGACAGAAUUAUCACCUUCAUCACACCUGGACAAGGGCCCCCAACACACAAUCACAGAAGAAGCCUCCGGCCCUACCUCACAACCUACUGCAGACAAGUUGCUGGUAGAGGACAAGUCUGAAGAAUAUAUAGUACCCGUACCAGAUAAACCCUCUGAUGAUCAGACUGUCACCCCAGUCACCUCAGUUGAAACACAAUCAGAAGUUGACCCACCUCAGAGAGGCAGAAAGAAAAAAAGAUCCCUUCCACGAGAGUCUCAACAAAAAGCAGAUGGCCAAGGAAGUGUGGCUACCCAGGAUGUCGCUGCACAGGUAACGACUAAACUGGUCGCUCCUCAUCGUGUGAAGAAAAAAGAGGGAAGUCUUCCUCCAGAAACUCAACAGGAAGCUGAUGAUCAAGGGAUUGUAUUUAAUGUAGUCCCUUCACAGCCUCUAAGGAGAAAAGACAGCCUCAGUCCAGAGCGUAAACAAAAAUCUGAGAAUGUGUCUGCACAGAAGCCCAUUGAUGUAGUCACUUCCUGCUGUCCGAAGAGAAAAGACAGUAAUCUUCUAACAGAACCUCUAGAGAAAGCUGAUGAUCAGAAGGGUUUCGCUGCCCAGGCAGCUCCUCAGGUGGUCCCAUCACGGCCUGGCAGUAAAAGAGACCGUAGUCUUUCAACAGAGCCCCAACAGAAAGCUGAGGCCCCUGUCCAGGCGCACACAGAAGUGGUCCCUCCUUGCCGUACUAAGAAAAGAGACCGUAGUCUUCCAGCAGAGUCUCCACACCGACCUUUGAGGAGAAAGGAAAGCUUCACUAAAGACACAUCUACACAGGCAACUAGCCUGGUCCCACCUCCGCGCCCAAGGAGAACCUCUAGAGCCUCCAGUGCAGAACCUUCAGAGAAACUUGGCCAGGGAGCCACUGAACUGAUUCUACCACAGCCAACUCAGAAGGCUGAUGAGCCAGAGAAUUUGAUUGCCCAGGCGCUCACCAAGCUGAUUCCACCUCAGCGCACAAGGCAAGCGUCUUUCUCCACCGAACAUCGACAGAAAGCGGACGAUUUAGAGAGUGCUACUGGUCAGGUCACAAAUGUCCCCCUAACACCAGAUCAUGUACCGACAGAGUCGUACACGGACUUUGGUGUGAGAGAGACUGCCCCCCUCUUGAUCAUCAGAAAAAUAGCCCCGCCAAGGCGCAGCAAGAAAACAAAUUCUCCCCCAGGGGAAUCGGGCAAAGCAGAAGAUGUGGUUGUAGAGGCCCUGAAUGCUGCCAACCAGGGGUCUGCAGCACCAUCCCAGAUAGAGGAUCUGAUGAUAGACUCGAUUGAAAAGGUUGAGACUGAGAUGCAGUCUCAGAAAGUCACAGAAAUGGCCACUGAGCCAGUUGAAGAAAAGCCACACUUUGAAGGGGUUGCCGUGAAUUUGACAGUAAUUUAUAGGCCUCUCAUUGACAAUGCAGCUCAGAAGGUAUCGACAGAGGACACUGCGCCAGAAGUAAAGACUGAGGACAAGCAGGAGUACUUACCAGUCCCAAAGCCUCGUGGGAAACGAGACUCGACCCCACCUGUCCAUUUAGAUGCUACCAGACCAAAGACCUGGCAUGCCUCUAGUGGGGAUGACAACGAUUCUGCCAGAGAGAGAGGACGUUCACUUGCAGCCUCAGCCUCUGUGCUGGAACCACCUCGACGCAGCAAGAGGAGCAGUAGUCUUCCUCCCGUACCCCCUGGGUGCCAGCCUGCAGCAUCUGGUGAAGUGGUGGUUGCUCCUCUGCGUAGGAGGAGGAGUAGACUAAACAUAGAACAAUCAAGCGUGCCUGUUCCAGUUCCCCGCUCGAAAAAACGCCUCAGUUCCUCUUUCUCCGAUGGAACUCCUUCAAUGGACUCCUCAUUCACUAGGCAGACCGAUUCCCUUGAGGGCUCGUUGUCUCUCUCUCAGGAAGACAAACAAGUCACCAGUCAGGAAGCCACAGAGGGUUCAAUAUCAUUAACCUCAAGCAUGGUCUCCGAAGGGAGCUUUGUCACAAUUCUUCACUCAGAGGAGAUAUCACCAGAAGUUAUUGUCUGUGAAAAGGGACUGGAGGAGAGUGGGGAGAGCUGGACCUUCACAGAUACCGCUAUGGUCACUGUGGCUUUCACAGAUACUGUAAGCGAGGACAUUGAGAGGGGUUCAGAGGCAGAAACUGUCUUUGAGAAGGGACUGGAGGAGAGCAUGGAGAGCUUGACCUUUACAGAUACUGCCAUUGCCACUGAGUCCUACACAGAAACCCCUAAGUUCUUCGCCGACACUGUUAGUGAGGACAUUGAGAGGGGAUCAGAGGCAGAAUUUCUUGACCAGACCUCUCCAACCACUGCUACACCAGCUGAGGACGACUGGUUACAUGUUAAGGGAGCCAAAGAGACAGAGAAGAUGGAGAUAGAGAGAGAAUACAUGGGGGUUGAAGAGGUGGACUUUGGCUUUGAAUCAGUAGACGUAGCUGCCGGUGGCUUAGAUGAAGAGAGGCAGCAGGAGGCAGCAGAGGAGCCAACAACGCCUGAACGCAGACCUGCAAACUCUCAGGAAAUGGGUCAAGACAGUGCUGCUUCUCCAGAAGGCCUCAUGGCCAGUCCUGGCCUGGUCACUUCCAGCCAGUCACUACUGGAGUGGUGUCAGGAGGCCACCAAAGAACACAAGGGGGUCAAGAUCACUAACUUCAGCACAUCCUGGAGGAACGGCCUGGCCUUCUGUGCCCUUCUACACCACUUCCACCCGGACAGGAUAAACUUUGAGAUGCUGGACCCUUAUGACAUCAAGCGCAACAACAAGAAGGCUUUCGACGGCUUUGCUAAGCUGGGCAUUUCUCGGCUGAUGGAGCCCUCAGAUAUGGCCCUCCUGGCCGUGCCUGACCGCCUCAUUGUCAUGACCUACCUCAACCAGAUCCGCACCUACUUCUUGGGCCAGGAGCUGAGCGUGCUGCACAUAGAGGCGGACAGCAGCGAGUCCAGCUACGGUGUGGCCGGGGAGAGCAGGGAGGGCCCCGACCCGGAGGCCGCUGCACGCUACUGUCAACGGAUCCAAGAUGAGACCCUCACAAUGAACACCAAUGGGGGCGCUGCAGAGAAGGAGGCGUAUAGUGAAACUAAGGGGGGCACCAAUGGGGACGUGGUCCCGCCCCCUAGAACCAAACGGCUACAAGCUGCAGGGGCAGGAGGAGGGGCCCAGGCCCCCGUCGCACCCCCCAGGACACACUUCUUAUCUGCCAAGUCUGGGUUCUCCCAGCUAAAGGAUGCAGAUCUGGUUAAGAAGCGGCGGUCGCAACGCAGGUUAAUAGACGAGGCAGACACACCCGAGGUUGCUACAGGUCAGGAAGAGGGUGGAGCUACCAGAAGGAAAUCAGACACAGAAUGGGAAGCUGGUGAAGAAGGACGAUCGGCUGAGGAGGGGUGCCAGGACGCCAGCCAGUAUGCACUGAGUGAGAUGAAGGCCCUGGAGACGGAACAGAAGCACAUUGACAGCAGGGCAGACAUAGUGGAAAGGAGACUACGCCGACUGAUGGACUCAGGUAGUGACAAGAUGCAGGAGGAGAAGCUGAUUCAGGAGUGGUUCACUCUGGUCAACAAGAAGAACGCCCUCAUCAGGAGACAAGACCAACUACAGCUACUACAAGAAGAGCAGAACCUGGAAACGAGGUUUGAGAUGCUGAACCGAGAACUGAGAGACAUGAUGGCUAUUGAAGAGUGGCAGAAGACAACGGCCCAUAAGCACAGGGAGCAGCUGCUACUGCAGGAGCUGGUGUCUCUGGUCAACCUGAGAGACGAGCUGGUCCACGACAUGGAUGCCAAGGAGAGAGGGGCUCUGGAGGAGGAUGAGAGGCUGGAGAGAGGCCUGGAGCAGAGACGCAGGAAGUACAGCAAGAAGAGCAAGGAGGAGAAGUGUGUGCUGCAGUGAGGCCUGGCGCUGGACACACCUGAACCAGGCAGCCCUGUGGAAGGUCACCUGGGUGCACUUUGGGACUGAUGCUGUAUGUGUGUGGCUCAUGACAUCAACACUGCAUGGAAGAGAUUGAGAACAGUGUUAUGUGACUGAGGAUGAGGAUGAGGAUGGAAAACGAUGUUCGCCCCUCCCCCCACACCCCUCCAUGAUAUGACUGAGCCUCAAUCCAACCUAUGACUGGUUAUGAUCAGUCGCUUUGCUCCUCAGAUUGUGUUUUGAUUGGAUUGAAGUGUUUUUCUUGACACAUAUUUUUCUAUAUGGAUGCAGAGUGUGUGUGUACCUGUGUUUGUGCGUGCGAAUGUGUGCGCUGAUGCGUGUCAUUGUGAGUGCAAUCUAUGACUGUAUGGCGUUAUUUUGUGUGUUAACGUCGGGUCACAAAGACAUAUCCCUAACUAACCUAUCACCAGAUAGUUGCCUUACUGUAGAAUCUGUUACAGGAGUGUAUGGUUUCAUGGGUUUACGUAUAAAAGGUAUUUUCCACUGAAUGGCAUAUUAUGGACGGGACAGGGCUCCAGUUACCAUGUAUAACAAAGACCAACUUUAGGCCCAUGCAGCAGGUGGAUUGAUUCACCCGUCUUCACCUACAGUUACAUGAAACUGACAGGAGCGGUCUGUGAUUUAUUGCCAAUUACAAUGGAGAGAUGGACGGGAAGUACUCAACUUGUGCCAAACAAAUAUUGCAAAAAAAAAGGAUCUUUCUUAUUUCUUGCAGUGUGUUGGCUUGCCCCCUGCAGACGGCACACAGCAAACAUCUGUUGUCUUGAUUGUUUAUCGACGCGGAUGUCGAGGAAAGAAGAAAACUGACAUUGUCGACAAGGUCUUGGUAUUGGAAGAUGUUAAAUGUUGACUUGCAGGGCUCCAACGCUCAACCAGAGAGGGAGAUUGUGGGGAGGAAAGGGAAAAGAACUGUGGAGUCUAUACGGUAGCAAGUUUCGUACCCUAAAGCUCGGUGUCUGAAAGAACAAAACCGUUUUAACUUAUCCAAAAUAAUUUAUGGUUUUAUUUAUUGAAUAGGUAUUCAACAGAUAAUCUUACAGAUCCAGCCUUUUGACCAGACCCAUAUAUUUUUGUUAAUGACUGGAAGUAGGAACUUUGUUUCAGGUCUGGAUAUGUUUAUGCAGUGAGUUUGAGUUCAGUUACUGUUUUGUGACAUUAGCCUUGUAAUGUCUUGUUUUCCAUUGAUUGGGUUUUGUUGUUUUAUUAAUUCAAUGAAUUGACGCAGAAGCUGUGGAGUCUGAAAAGGAAAUGAUUUAAAAUACUAGAGAACAGCAAUAUUCAGAACAGAAAACAUCAGGCAAAUGCAUGCUUUGUAGUAUUACUAUAUAUAGUCUUAUGCACGUGGUUAUGACAGAGGAUGUAAUGUGCAAAAGUGUAUGCAGUAAACAAUUAACCCUAACACGGUCUAAAAAAAAAUACAUAUUCUAAGAUUAAAACACCAGCACUUCCUUACUGCAGUAUUACUAUCAUUUGGCCAAGAUUGGACCAGAGGUUGAUAUUCGCUUGACCUCUGCGGAGCAACACACCAGAGUAAAAACUAGACUCUGUCCUGAGUGAUUUUGGGAUGCCAUUUGACUGAGAGUGAAAAAUAAAUUGACGGUGAAGUGUUUGAACUUGUGUUCCAGUCUGUGCCUCCUCUGCCACCCUGUUGUUAGUUACUGUGGUAAUGUUUACUAUUCCCUGUGUGAGUUUGAGAAAUGUGCUUUUGAGUUUUCUGAAAUAGCUUUUUGGGGAAGUUUUUUUGUUUGUUUUAAUGUUACGUACAUUUGCACUAUUUGUAAUGUUUGGAAAAUAAAAGCUAUUUUGGAUGA